Molecule: messenger RNA, 216 nt
Organism: Penicillium odoratum
Lineage: Eukaryota; Fungi; Ascomycota; Eurotiomycetes; Eurotiales; Aspergillaceae
Gene: grg1
Product: putative glucose repressible protein Grg1
Exons: 3
Coding region: 1-216 (71 amino acids)
Source: RefSeq, a predicted model, not a curated record
AUGGAGACUGUCAAGAACGCCGCCAACUACGUCGCUGAGUCUGUUCAGGGAGCUACUUCUGGCGUUUCCAAGGAGGCCAACAAGGAAGUUGCUAAGGACUCCGAUGCCAAGAUCUCCACCCGUGCCUCCGCUGCCAAGGACGCUCUCGGUGACAAGUUCGAUGAGUCCAAGCACGACACCAAGGCUGAUGUCCACAAGGAGGCUGCUAAGCACUAA